UCCACGUACUGGAAUUUACCGUGGAACCUUCCGAUACUGUAGUAGAGGUAGGCCAAUCGGCAGUUUUAGACUGCGUAGUUAAGGCAUCCCACCAUCAGUCGAGUGUCCUUAUACAAUGGCUGGACCAGGAUGGGUCGAAACUUACUUUCAUAGGUGAUUCAUACAGAUCUCAGCUUACAAACGGUUCCCUGUACAUAACUAGUGUUAUAGAAGAGGAAAGACUAACCGGCAAUUACCAGUGCAUGGCAACGUUACCAAAUGUCGGGUCCCUGGUGAGCCGUACUGCCAAAUUGAGCAUAGCUAAUCUUUUGGGUUUCCAAGAGGAGCCCAGCGAUAUAAGCGUCUACCUAGGCCAGCAUGCUUACUUUGCCUGCCGCGUCGUCGGAGUGCCUCCUCCGAAAAUCCGGUGGCUCAAGGACGAACGUCCUAUGGUGCUCGACGACCUCCGGAUGGUCAUCUUGCCGUCAGGUGCCUUGGAAAUUGACGAAGUCGUCGAAUCUGAUCAGGGAUCGUACAGAUGUAAUGCCACCAGCUUGAACUCCCACAAGCUGAGCAACAAAGCUAUUCUGCACAUCAAUGGUGACCAGGAGCAAGCCGCGCACGUUUCGGCUCCUAACUUUAUCGCCAAGCCGCAGCCAGGCACGUAUAUUGAAGGUCAGAAUGUGUCUCUGGACUGCGCCGCUAAUGGCAAUCCAGCGCCUAGUAUUAUGUGGCUCAAGGACGGCUAUCCUAUUGAUUUGAACGAUUUAGACAGUAGAUUCUCACUGGUAGGAACGACGACCUCGUUGAGGAUAACGAGAAUCCACGAAGAAGACGGCGGGACGUACCAAUGUAGGGCUGAGAACCGAGAGGACAGUUUGGAUGAAUCAGCUUUGAUUCACAUACAGGUGCCCCCAAAGUUUCUGAAGAAGCCUCAAGACAAGGUCGAGUUCUUGUCCAAAGACGUAGAGCUGGUGUGCUCCGUUUAUGGGGUCCCAGAUCCGAAGAUACAGUGGUUCAAAAACGGGGAGCUCGUCAAAUAUUCCGAGUAUUACAAGCUGGUCAAUGGGUAUAAUUUGAAAAUUAUGGGGUUGGUGCUGUCGGAUUCCGGAAUCUUCCAAUGCUUCGCCUCCAACGAAGCGGGUAAUAUUCAAGCGGCAGCUAGUUUGAAAGUCCUUCCAAAUCAAGAAACCAUCCCCUCUCCGAAACACGCCCCCUCGAAAAAAAUGCUCUCGCAGCAGUCCAAGUCACUUUUUUCGUCUUUGAAAUCCGAGGCGAAAAUUUCUCGAGGAAGCGACCCCUCUUUCGAUCCCCAUUCCGCGUUCAACUCGCUCAAGAGCAGCGAGACCGAAAUCGAUCCCUUAGGGGACAUCCAGUUUGCUUUUACCCCCUCCCCUGACGAUCCCGUUUCAGCGGCAGGUUCGGGCGGGAAAGGCGUCGCACAAGGAGUCCCGGGCCCCCCACAGGACCUCAGGGCGCCCAUCGUCAAAGCCAGGUUCGUCAUCCUCAGCUGGAAGCCACCCCUGGAGAACGGAGACAGCAUCCAGGCAUAUUCGAUCUACUAUCGGCAGGAGGGUAGCGACAGGGAACGAUUCCAAAACACGACCAGAUCUAAACUGGAAGAGGCCAACAUCGGCAGCCUCUCUCCUGGUCGUGUCUACCACUUCCGCAUAGUUCCCUACAAUGCCAAUGGCGCGGGUGUGUCUUCCGAGGUGCUCACAGUGACCACUCAGUCCGAGGAGCACGUCGCAAGCGCCCCCAGAGACUUUUCCGUAAGGGCCACCAGCCCGAGGAACGUCCAUUUGAGUUGGCAACCACCUGAGACAGCUAAUGGCAGGAUCUUGAGGUACACCGUGUAUUACAUGGAGACGAGCGCUUCGAUAGAACACAAUGUUGACACGUUUGACCUCUCGUACGACUUGAACGGACUCACACCCUUCACGGAGUACAGUGUAUGGGUGGUAGCCGUGAAUCACAACGGCGCAGGAGCUGCCACAGAAGAGAAACUAGUCAGGACUUUCAGUGCUCCGCCUUCUGAACCUCCAUUCAACAUUACUAUCGAGCCUUCCAGUACGAGUAUCACCGUGAGAUGGGAACCGCCCCCUCCGGAAUCCCGUAACGGGGUCAUCCUCGGGUACAAGCUGAAGUGGCGCCGCGCGGGUAGAGGCAAGGGCAAUACGUACACGACGCAACCGAGCGACAGGCAUUACGUCAUCAACGACUUGGAGAAGGGCGCCCCUUACCAAAUCAGAUUGUGGGCGAUGAACAUCAACGGGACGAGUCCUCCGUCGGAGUGGAUUGAGGUUGAGACAUUCCAGAAUGACGUGGAUGAGAGUCGCGUGCCCGAUAAGCCUUCCGUGAUCAGGGUACGACCAACGUACGACGAACUUUACGUCAUGUGGUCACCUCCCUUAAACCAGAACAUCAGGGUGAGGCACUACAUCCUCGGGUGGGGUAAAGGUAUCCCAGAUAUGUACACUCACGAGCUAGAAGAGCGAAAUCGCACCUACAUCAUAAGAAGGCUGGAACCGAACUCGGAGUAUGUUCUGAGUCUGCGCGCCAGCAACCAAGUCGGGGCCGGCGCGCCGAUCUACACGACGGUGAAGACUCAGGUCGAGCCUCCGCCAGAGCCGGUGGUCACGCUGUUCCCGCCGAUGGGGCUGAAGGCGCAGGUGUUGAGCACUACGUCGGUCGUUCUCUAUUGGACCGAUCCCACCCUAAAGCAGAGCCAGUAUGUUAAGGAUAACCGGUAUUAUAUCGUGAAGUACACAGACGAGAAGCAGAGGAGGACUAAAUAUCUCAACGUCACUGAUCUCAACGACACCGGUGGAGUUUUUUCCUCUGAGGUCCUGCUCUACACCAUCAUUGGAGGCUGCGUCCUGGCGGUACUCACGAUAACUGGCGUCGUUGUGUUCUUUUGCUGCAGGCGGAGAGAGGCCACAACGUCCCCCGACAGAAAUAAAAAGGGUUACCAGAAGAGCUCGCAGAACAUCAAGCCGCCCGACCUGUGGAUCCAUCACGACCAGAUGGAGCUGAAAGCGAUGGAGAAGAGACAUUCGCACAACGACGGGGCUAGCAGUAGUGGGGCCCUGACGUUGCCCAGAAGUAUGGGCGGCAAUGAAUACGAACAGCACGACAGCAUCAACACCAACUCGUUGGAUAAGAGGACUUACGUGCCCAACUACGUAGGUAGCGAUGUGCACAGGGGUUCUCUAAAAUCCAAGAAGAUCAAUUUUCCAGGAACCCGUUCCUCAUAGUUUGCCCGCGAGCAGCGGAGGCUACGCCCCUGGUUUGGGCUUCGUCGAAGGAGGGAAAAGACUGCAGGCCCAGGGCCAUCCGCUCAAGAGUUUCACGGUGCCGGCACCGCCCCCCAUAUCCGCUCCGGGCACUCCCCAAUCCAAGCACAUAGUUACAGUUCGGCCCAACACGUCUCCGUACAAAAGGGGGCAGGCGGGCAGCCCGAGCUUGAUGAGCACGCCCCCAUCGCGAAUCAGUGCCUCGAAUCCGCCCCCUCACACUUCCGAGGAGAUCCAGAGACUGCAGCCGUCCCAUUCGACCGAGGAACUCAAUCAAGAGAUGGCGAACCUCGAAGGACUCAUGCUAACCCUGAAUGCUAUCACUUCCAACGAGUUUGAAUGUUGAGUGGAUGCCUUUCGGCCUAAAUAAUGCGCCUUCUGCUUGGCAAAGGGCGCCGGUUUCAAGGUUAUGGUUAUUUCUGACUUUUGACAGAAUGCAGUGGGGUUUUAACGUACUAAUUAGAGCUAAUCAAAGGUAUGCUCGAGGGUGGAGAAAAUGAGACGUUUGAGAGUUUUUUCGUGCUUUCAUCAAAGCAGGUUUCUUUGUGAAAUGUAUUCGGAAAUCUAUGUCAAGAAAACUAUGUUUUUACUCUCUGUUACAACUAAAAAGAGAAAUUGAAAAAUUUCAGAGUGAUUUGACCCAUAGUAGGUCUCUCAAAGUAACUCGUGAUGGGUGAAGCUAUGGGGGAAAAAAUAUCUUUGAGCUAAAAAAAAUAUCCGUGCUCGUAAUUUGUCGGCAUAAAAAUGUUGGUUUACUUUUUUUGAGGACCUCAGCAUACUAAUUUCAGAUAUUCUGUAUGUGGCAUAGAUUUCCGAAUUCGAGUAUCCAUUUAUUCAAAUGGAAUUUCAAGACUGAAUUUGAUUGUUGAUUUUUUUUUGUUUUUAAAAAGUGAGCCAAUAUUGGUGUCUUGUACAACUCAAAUACUCAAAGCACGGUAAGAGAUUGACGAAAUCAUUCAAAAUUGAACUCAAAAUAUAUUUUGGUUGAUUCCCGGGUUUUACCGUGGUCUUCUUUGGUUGUAAUCUCCACGUUUCAACUGCAACAGUCAUUUUCAGUGGCUUGGUCGAAGUACUCUUCUUGACUUCUCAACUGAAACAGUUGACACGUCAUCUGAAACAGUUGACACAUCAUCUGAAACAGCUGAUACGUCAUCUGAAACAGUUGACACGUCAACUGAAACAGUUGACACGUCCACUGAAACAGUUGAUACAACUGAAACAUAUGACACGUCAACUGAAACAGAUGACACGUCAAGUGAAACAGGUGACACGUCAUCUGAAACAGUUGACACAUCAUCUGAAACAGUUGAUACGUCAUCUGAAACAGUUGACACGUCCACUGAAACAGUUGAUACAACUGAAACAUAUGACACGUCAACUGAAACAGAUGACACGUCAAGUGAAACAGGUGACACGUCAUCUGAAACAGUUGACACAUCAUCUGAAACAGUUGAUACGUCAUCUGAAACAGUUGACACGUCCACUGAAACAGUUGAUACAACUGAAACAUAUGACACGUCAACUGAAACAGAUGACACGUCAAGUGAAACAGUUGACACGUCUACUGUAACAGUUGAUAUGACAACUGAAACAUAUGGCAUGUCAACUAAAACAUAUGACACGUCAACUGAAACAUAUUACACGUCAACUGAAACAGUUGACACGGCAUCUGAAACAGUUGAUACGUCAUCUGAAACAGUUGAUACGUCAUCUGUUUCAGCUGUCAACUCAAACAGUUGACAGGUCAAGAAGAGUACCUCGACCAAGCCACUGAAGAUGACUGUCGCGGUCGCAGUUGAAAUAUUUCGAGGUUAAAACCAAAGAAGACCACGGCAAAACCCGGAAACCAACCAAAACAUUGACGCCAACCGUGAAAGCCUACAUUCAAAAUAUAUUUUGAUGGUGCUCAACUUUAACACUGUUCCAGAAUGUACACAAUGGGAGGCAAAGAUGCAUUCGGCACAAUAAAUGCACUGCCUCACUGCCUAAACAUUAAGAAGCCUUCGUAAAAAAUAUUUCCAAUUUACAAUGGCUCCAUUUGAAAAAAUGUUCAUAGUAUUCAAUUUGAGGGUCACUCCCGAGUAACAAGAUUCGAAUUUCUAAUUGUACUUUUUUCUCUGCGUGUCUUUUAAUUCAACGACAGCUAUCAUUUCGGAUAUAGUGAUAUUUUUUAAGUAUACAUUUGUAUGAAUGCGUUUCGGUUCAUAGAAACAUGUACAGGGCGGUCAAAAGAAUCGAGACUUUGAGGGAUCGAAAGAAGGGCCUAAACGAAAAAGAUUCUCUCGACCGUCUUUAAAAGUAAUCUUGCCAAUGGGGGAAAUUUUUAAUGUACUUUAUAAUGAUUCACGUCAUAAGCCGCCAUACUUUUCCAGUCCACUUUAUUUUUGGUGAUAUUAUUUUAAAUAAUGCUUAUCCAUCUAAUAUGAACGGGAGAUGAAAAUUAGUUUUUAUUCGAAUUUUCUAGAAGAGAGCGUUUUUGGUACUAGUCUAACG
Molecule: messenger RNA, 5768 nt
Organism: Leptinotarsa decemlineata (Colorado potato beetle)
Lineage: Eukaryota; Metazoa; Arthropoda; Insecta; Coleoptera; Chrysomelidae
Gene: fra
Product: neogenin protein frazzled
Biological process (GO): cell-cell adhesion
Cellular component (GO): membrane
Molecular function (GO): protein binding
Source: RefSeq, a predicted model, not a curated record